Molecule: messenger RNA, 1983 nt
Organism: Choloepus didactylus (southern two-toed sloth)
Lineage: Eukaryota; Metazoa; Chordata; Mammalia; Pilosa; Megalonychidae
Gene: AQP10
Product: aquaporin 10
Exons: 8
Coding region: 272-1174 (300 amino acids)
Biological process (GO): glycerol transmembrane transport; water transport
Cellular component (GO): plasma membrane; basolateral plasma membrane
Molecular function (GO): urea transmembrane transporter activity; glycerol channel activity; water channel activity
Source: RefSeq, a predicted model, not a curated record
UACUCUGACCAGCUCCAAGUUUAGAAUGAAAUUCAGAGAGAAAGCCAUGGAAGAAGGAAGCUGAAAGCAAAGAAACCUGGUAGAAAAGGGAGAGACCAGCAGUUGCUACGCCAACGGAUAGCUGGCACCUGGUCAUCAGGAAGAAGCCUCGAAGAUAACUUGAUUUGGAUAUUUUCCCAGCCUCAAAACCCCCGGCAGACAGUAGCUGUCCUGGUAGUGCCUGUGCAGACAGAAGAACGGUGGACAGGGGAGAGGACAGGGUGUCCCCACCAUGGCCCACACACUGUCCCUGGCUGCAGUCAGGGACCGGUUCCGGAUUCGCAGCCUCCUGGCCCGACAGUGCCUGGCAGAGUUUCUGGGUGUGUUCGUGCUCAUGCUCCUCACUCAGGGGGCCGUAGCCCAGGCUGUCACCAGUGGAGAAACCAAAGGCAACUUCUUUACCAUGUUUCUGGCUGGCUCUCUGGCCGUGACGAUUGCCAUCUACGUGGGGGGCAAUGUCUCAGGGGCCCAUCUGAAUCCAGCCUUCUCCCUGGCCAUGUGUCUCCUGGGACGCCUCCCCUGGGUCAAGCUCCCCAUUUACAUCUUGGUGCAGCUGCUGUCUGCUUUCUGUGCCUCAGGAGCCACCUAUGCCCUCUACUAUGAUGCCAUACAGAACUAUACAGGUGGGAACCUGACAGUAUCUGGCCCCAAGGAGACAGCUUCGAUCUUUGCUACCUACCCUGCCCCCUAUCUGUCCCUGAAUAAUGGCUUCCUGGAUCAGGUUCUGGGCACCGGGAUGCUGAUUGUGGGGAUCUUGGCCAUCCUGGACACAAGGAACAAAGGAGUGCCUGCAGGUCUGGAGCCUGUGGCGGUGGGACUGCUGAUCCUGGUCAUCGGGCUAUCCAUGGGUGCCAACUGUGGAUUCCCAAUCAACCCUGCCCGGGACCUGGGCCCCCGGCUCUUCACCUACGUAGCUGGCUGGGGCUCGGAAGUCUUCAGUGCUGGUAAUGGCUGGUGGUGGGUGCCUGUGGUAGCCCCCCUGGUGGGUGCCAUGCUUGGCACAGCCGUAUACCAGCUGAUGGUAGCUCUGCACCACCCUGAGGACUUGGAGCCAGCUCAGGAUCUGGGGUUGGGCCUACACAAAGCCUGGGACUUGAAAACAGCCUCAGCUCAGGUGCCGGAGUCUAAGCUAUGAUUAUGACAGCUCUCAUCUCCCUCCUGGACACCAGAGAGGGCCAGUGACCCAGGCCUGGUGACAAGACAGACAUUCUCUUUCUCUUUAUUAAUAUGGCAGGUACUGGGCAGGUGCCUGACUUUCUCCCUUAACCCAUCUAGGCAUCUGUUCCUCCUAAACUGGGAAGGAUGCCUGGGCAGGGGAAAACUGGUGGAGGAUGAGGUCCUUACCCCUCCUCUUCCAGCAGGUUUUCUGACGGAGGGACUCCAGUAACGCAGUUCCUCAAAGUAACCGCGAGAGGGUGCGCACCCUGGAUGCUGGAUUGGGAGGGGGCGGGAAUCUACAGGGUGGAGGGAGCUACUAUCCAGCUGGGGGGCAUAACUUCCAAAGCUCUGUCCCCACUGCCAGACUCCCAGCUCUUCUAAUCCCAGCGCCGCCUGCGUUGACCUCACAGUGGUGAUCCCCCAGUCCCCAAGAUUUAAGCACCCUCGGAUAGUAGUUGGGGGCGGGGAAAGUGUCUCUGCCAAGGGGAUGGGGGAGUGGGAGGAGGGAGAGAGGGUGGACAGUGGAACACACCCCUCAAGCACCUUGAGACAGGGAGAGGAAAGCGGAGAAACUGAGGCACUAACCAAUACCUAGACAUUACGGCGCUGUGUCAUUCAAGGAGAGGGUGAAAUACAAUGAGAUGAGCCAGGGCGAGGAAAGAAGGUGAAGGAACAGGACAGGACGGCUCCGAGGAGCAUGAGUAUAGAAAAAUCGGGGGCUAAAGGGAAACGGGAAGUGAGGAAAAUGCUCGUAGUUCACCUAUUCCCUGGCUCUCACGCGCCUUC